AGAAACAAAACAAAACAAAAACAAAAAGAAAUGAAAAUUCAGACAAGGCCUGUCCUGGUGGUGGUGGUGGUAAUAAUGGUGUUUAUGAGCUCUUUUAAUGUGGAGGGAGGCGGGAGAGGGAUACACAGCCAAAAUCAGAGACUUCACUAUUUUCAAAAGGGUACAACCGUCAUUCCAUCAGCAAGAGGAGUAGACAACCACCAUAACAUUCCAAGACAAAACUAUGAUAACUGGGGUGGCAAGGGAGGAGACGGUGGUGGCGACGAUGGAACCGGUUAGAAACACACAAGACAAGACAUGACUGAGACAAGGAAGCGCCUAAGACAUGUAUGUCAGUAUGUUUGUAUAUGUAAAGAGUCUGGUGUAGUUUCUGGCAAUUAUUGUGUGCUUUAUGUGAUGUCUCCUAAGUAUAUAUGUGUUACUUUAUAAGAGUGUUUAUAUAUGUUAUAUGAUGUAUAAAUGGCAUUAAAACU
Molecule: messenger RNA, 473 nt
Organism: Brassica oleracea var. oleracea
Lineage: Eukaryota; Viridiplantae; Streptophyta; Magnoliopsida; Brassicales; Brassicaceae
Exons: 1
Coding region: 31-279 (82 amino acids)
Source: RefSeq, a predicted model, not a curated record